GAUAAUCAUCGCAGAAUCUCCGACAAAAAAUAACCUUGGUUAAUAAGUACGUACGUGAACAGAUAAAAAUCCCAAUGAUUAGGAAAUUCCUUCGGCAAGGUUUUUCUUUAUUAGAAAGUACCUCCUUCCUAGAGUGCGGGUCGCGAGCAACGAAUUUGUUAAACGCCAAAUUUUUAAAAUCAAAAAUGGGUUGCUCAACUUCAAAAGUAGUUCAAAUAAGCGAAACAGCACCGUCUCAAGACCAACAGGAGGAAUAUGUGGAAGGUGUCGUAUGCAAUGUUAAUGACUUACAAGAAAAUGAACUGAAAACAGUGGAAUUAGAUGAAGGGAAAGUUCUUCUGGUCAAACAGAAAGGUGUUAUUAGUGCAAUAGGUCCAAAAUGUACUCACUACGGAGCUCCUCUAGUAUCCAGCGCUUUGGGAGAUGGAAGAGUACGUUGUCAAUGGCACGGUGCCUGUUUCAACAUUCUUACCGGCGACAUAGAAGAUUUUCCAGGUUUAGAUUCGUUGCCUUGUUAUAAAGUGACAAUAGAAGAUGAUAAAGUGAAAGUUCGAGCGAAAAAGUCGGAGUUGCGUACGAAUAAACGGGUUAAGAGAAUGGUUAAAAAGGAUAUGAAAGAAGACCAGCAUAUUGUUGUUAUUGGAGGUGGGCCAUCAGGAGCUACUUGCGUCGAAACGCUACGACAGGAAGGAUAUACUGGACGCUUAUCGUUUGUGUGUAAAGAAAAUUAUCUGCCGUAUGAUAGGGUAAAAGUUAGUAAAUCCAUGGACUUCGACGUUCAACAUGCAUCUCUUAGAGACGAAGACUUUUAUAAACAAUACGAUAUUGAAGUACUUAAAGGAGUCGAAGCUACUGCUGUAGAUUCCAGUAAUCAUAGCGUUACGUUAAGUAAUGGAAAAGCAUUAAACUACGAUAAACUCUUCAUUGCUACUGGCAGUCUUGCAAGAAAGUUAAACGUACCUGGUAGCGAUUUGAAGAACGUUGUAACCCUUAGAGAAUAUAGCGAUGCUCAGUACACUUUCUCACAACUUUCCGAAGAUAAAGAAGUUGUCGUAUUGGGAAGCAGUUUUAUAGCGUUAGAAGCUGCAAAUUACUGUCAAAGCAAAACGAAAAAGGUAACAGUGAUAAUGAGGGGAGAUUUACCUUUCCAGCCGCUUUUGGGACCAGACGUAGGAAAAGUAUUUAUGAAAUUGUUCGAAGACAAGGGAGUACACUUUGUAACUAAAAAUACUAUAACAGAAAUUAAAGACGAUGGGAAUGGAAAUGUUACAGAGGUUGUCUUACAAGAUGGUUCUACGCUCAAGGCUGAUUUAGUGAUAAUGGGAGUAGGAAGUACUUUUGCCACCGAUUUUCUUAAAAACUCAGGUGUUGAAUUACGGUCAGAUGGAUCGGUGGAUGUCAACGAAUAUCUUCAGUCUAAUAUUUCAGACGUAUAUGUCGGUGGUGAUAUAGCCUAUGCACCUGUUUGGUCACACCAUAAUAAGAAGUCCGCAAUAGGUCACUAUCCUUUAGCUCAUUAUCAUGGAAAAAUUGCUGCUUUGAAUAUUAUUGGAAAACGUACCCCAUUAAAAGCGGUGCCUUACUUUUGGACUAUGUUGUAUGGAAAAGGAAUAAGAUAUGCUGGUCACGGCGAGUACGAUGAUAUUAUUUACCAUGGUGAUGUAUCCCAGUACAAAUUUGUAGCAUUCUACUUAAAAGACGAUAUAGUGGUAGCGACAAGUUCUUGCGGAAUGGAUCCCAUCGUUUCCCAAUUUGCCGAACUUUUAGCACAGAACAAGAAGAUCACCAAAGAAGAACUUCAAGAUGAAGAUCUUCUAACCUGGCGGAAUAGGGUUAUUCCUCAAUAAACAAAUUUACUAAAUUGUGGCUUGUUUAGUAGCUAACAUGAUAAAAUCAGUUGAUAACUUGGUAAUGAAAAAAUAACUUAAAAAAUAACUCAGAAUUUUAAGGAAAAGUUAUUUCUAUUGUUGUUGUUUUUUCACCAUGUUAUUUACUUUUUCCUAACCACAUUAUUGCUUUGUGAUACUCAUACAAGUAUUGUAAUUUGUUCCUACGAGUAUGUAUACACGUAAACAUUUUUUAAUUCAGUUUUCUGUUUCUAAUGUUUUAUAUGUUAUUGUAGAGAGUUUAAAUCUUUUAUAAAUAGUGUAAGAAAGCCUAUAGAUGUUGAAUACAUGACUUUAUUUUUUAUAUAUAAUUAAAAGUUAUUCCAUGGUAUAUCAAUUUUUUGUACUAUAAUAUAUUAACACAACAUAUUCCCAAUCAAGAGUUUGGGGAGCAGUGUAAAAAC
Messenger RNA from Diabrotica balteata, 2290 nucleotides. NCBI's taxonomy places the organism in Eukaryota, Metazoa, Arthropoda, Insecta, Coleoptera, Chrysomelidae. The record is from the annotation of a GenBank genome assembly.